Messenger RNA from Oncorhynchus gorbuscha (pink salmon), 567 nucleotides. Its product is annotated as kinesin-like protein KIF13B. Gene Ontology annotation, molecular function: microtubule motor activity; ATP hydrolysis activity; microtubule binding. The record is from RefSeq and is a predicted model, not a curated record. NCBI's taxonomy places the organism in Eukaryota, Metazoa, Chordata, Actinopteri, Salmoniformes, Salmonidae. The annotation marks the transcript as partial. Gene Ontology annotation, biological process: microtubule-based movement; cytoskeleton-dependent intracellular transport. Gene Ontology annotation, cellular component: kinesin complex; microtubule. The transcript is spliced from 4 exons.
GACAUAGAGUGUCUGAUGUCAGAGGGUAACAAGUCUCGUACAGUAGCAGCCACGAAUAUGAACGAGGAGAGCAGCAGGUCCCAUGCCGUCUUCAACAUCAUCCUCACACACACUCUAAUGGACCUGGGUUCUGGGACCAGUGGGGAGAAGGUCAGUAAGCUGAGUCUGGUGGAUCUGGCCGGCAGUGAGAGAGCUGCUAAGAGUGGAGCUACUGGAGAGAGGAUGAAGGAAGGAAGCAACAUCAACAAGUCUCUAAGCACACUGGGCUUGGUGAUCUCAGCGCUGGCAGACCAAGGAGCAGGGAAGAACAAGACCAAGUUUGUUCCCUACAGAGACUCAGUUCUGACCUGGCUACUGAAGGACAGUCUGGGUGGUAACAGUAGGACAGCCAUGGUGGCCACGGUGAGUCCAGCAGGUGAUAACUACGACGAGACGUUGUCCACGCUGCGCUACGCUGACCGGGCUAAGAGCAUCGUCAGCCACGCCGUCGUCAGCGAGACCCCAACGCCCACGCAUCAUCAGAGAGCUACGGGAGGAGGUGGAGAAACUACGAGACCAGCUCACUGA